Molecule: messenger RNA, 2103 nt
Organism: Triticum turgidum subsp. durum (durum wheat)
Lineage: Eukaryota; Viridiplantae; Streptophyta; Magnoliopsida; Poales; Poaceae
Source: the annotation of a GenBank genome assembly
AUGUCCAACUCGGGCCACAUCGCCGUCGACGUCGUCGGCGGUGCCAACGACGAGGCGGAGCGGGAGCGGGAGCUGGAGCUGCUCGUCUCCGCGGGGCCGCCGGUGCCCUACACGCUCUCCUUCACCGACCUCUCCUACCGCGUCCGGCAGGGCCGCGGCGGCCUCAUGGGCUGCCUCCCCUCGCGCGCCAGCAACCGCCUCGCCUCCAUGGACGCGCCGCCCGCCAACACCAAGGCGCUGCUGGACGGCAUCUCGGGCGAGGCGCGGGAGGGCGAGCUGUUCGCCGUCAUGGGCGCCAGCGGCUCCGGCAAGUCCACGCUCGUGGACGCGCUCGCGGGGCGGAUCGCGCGCGACAGCCUCCGCGGCCACGUCACGCUCAACGGGGAGCCGCUCCACGGCAGCCGCCUCCGCGCCAUCUCCGCCUACGUCAUGCAGGACGACCUGCUCUACCCCAUGCUCACCGUGCGCGAGACGCUGCUGUUUGCGGCAGAGCUGCGGCUCUCUCGCGCGCUGUCUCCCUCCGCCAAGCGCGAGCGCGUCGACAGGCUCAUCGACCAGCUCGGGCUGUCGCGCGCGGCGGACACCAUCAUCGGCGACGAGGGGCACCGCGGGGUGUCCGGAGGGGAGCGCCGCCGGGUGUCCAUCGGCACCGACAUCAUCCACGACCCGAUAUUGUUGUUCCUCGACGAGCCCACCUCGGGCCUGGACUCGGCCAGCGCCUUCAUGGUGGUCCAGGUGCUGCGCACCAUCGCACGCAGCGGCAGCGUCGUCGUCAUGACCAUCCACCAGCCCAGCGCGCGCAUCCUCGGCAUCCUCGGCCGCCUCUUGUUAUUGUCGCGCGGCCGCACAGUCUACGCCGGCACGCCCGCGGGACUCAAGCCUUUUUUCGCGGAGUUCGGCGCGCCCAUCCCGGACAACGAGAACCCGGCCGAGUUCGCGCUGGACACCAUCCGGGAGCGCGAGGCACAACCACAGGGCACGGGGCCGCUCGCCGACUUCAACGCGAGGUGGCAGGCGACUCACAAGGCGAUGGACGGCACCAACGCCAAGCGGGUGAGCCCGAUGACGCUGGAGUACGCGAUCGCGGAGAGCGUGGCGCGGGGGAAGCUGGUGGCGGGGAGCGGGACGGGGACGGUGUCGGAGCUGCAGAUGCCGACGUACGCGAACCCUAUGGCGGUGGAGGUGUGGGUGCUGAUCAAGCGCGCCUUCACCAACACGCGGCGCAUGCCGGAGCUGUUCGGGAUGCGUCUCGGCACCAUCAUGGUGACGGGCCUCAUCCUGGCGACCAUCUUCCUGCGGCUCGACGACACGCCCAAGGGCGUGCAGGAGCGGCUGGGCUUCUUCGCCAUGGGCAUGUCCACCAUGUUCUACGUGUGCGCGGACGCGCUGCCCGUGUUUGUGCAGGAGCGGCACAUCUACCUGCGGGAGACGGCGCACAACGCGUACCGGCGGGCCUCGUACGUGCUGGCCAACGCGGUGGUCUCGUUCCCGCCGCUGGUGGCGCUGUCGGUGGCGUUCGCGGUCACCACGUUCUUUGCGGUGGGUCUCGCCGGUGGGGCGUCGUCGUUCCUCUACUUCGCGCUCAUCAUCCUCGCCUCUCUCUGGGCGGGGAGCGGGUUCGUGACGUUCCUGUCGGCGGUGGUGCCGCACGUGAUGCUGGGGUACACGGUGGUGGUGGCCAUCCUGGCCUACUUCCUGCUCUUCUCGGGCUUCUUCAUCAACCGGGACAGGAUCCCGGCCUACUGGAUCUGGUUCCACUACAUCUCGCUGGUCAAGUACCCGUACCAGGCGGUGCUGCAGAACGAGUUCGGCGGCGGCGCGACGCGGUGCUUCGCGCGCGGGACGCAGAUGUUCGACGGCACGCCCAUCGGCGGCAUGCCGGAGGCCAUGAAGAUGAAGGUGCUCGGCGCCAUCGGGAACGCGCUCGGCACGCGCAUGACCUCCCAGACCUGCGUGCUCACCGGCGCCGACGUGCUGGCGCAGCAGGCCGUCACCGAUCUCGGCAAGUGGAUGUGUCUCCUGGUCACCGCCGGCUUCGGCUUCUUCUUCCGCGCGCUCUUCUACGUCGUGCUGCUCGUCGGCAGCAAGAACAAGAGGAAGUGA